AGACAAGAAUUCAGGUGAGAUUGACAAGAUCGAAAAGGGACUGAACCUCGAUCAGGGUCUGGGUUGGAUUGAGAAUCAGGAGUGGAUCGGGAGCCGCUCAACUCCGCCCGCCGCUUGUGGAGAAAUUCCCAGUCCGGACGGAGAGAGGAGAGGUCCAUGUCAUCGUCCACCCUCCCCCUUCAUAUCAACAAACCCCACCUCUCGUGCUCUACGCUUUCUUCUGCUCAGCUCAUAUCCGUUCAACAUAUCAGGACGGAGCUGUAUGAUGGCUGCGCAACCUCUCAACCCCCCUCCGCCCCCGGAAUGGGUGGUCAGGAUGAACACCCCAAUGCCGCGCCCACCUAAAGACGCGGCCAAUAUCCCCAAUCCUCCAGGUUUCGCAAAAAAAGCUGGCGGUAAACAUCUUGCGCAACAGUCGUCCACCACAGCCGCGCCGACCAAACCCGAGGAUACCGAUACCUUGAAGCUGAAGAAAGCCUGGGAGAUCGCCCUGGCGCCCUCGAAGCAGAUCCCCAUGAACGCUAUUAUGAUGUAUAUGUCAGGAAACAGUCUCCAAAUCUUCAGCAUAAUGAUGGUCUUCAUGCUCUUCAAGGGCCCGAUCCAAGGUCUCAUCAACACCAACGCUGUCUUCACCAAGUUUGAAACCGAAGGAACACGGGGAAAGCUCCUUGGCGUGAAGGCCAUUUAUGUAGUAAUGCAGCUAGUCUUGCUCUGCUUGGGUAUCUGGAAGGUCAACGCAAUGGGCCUCUUGCCGACUACAAGAUCGGACUGGUUAGCUUGGGAGUCGGAGCGGCAGCCAUUGGAGCCGGCUUAUUUUGCGUUUGGAUGAUCAUCAGGGUAUAUAAUGCUUAGGUAGGCAUAUCAGAACCCAAACAGAACAUGAACAGGCCGCAGCGGUUACAUCCAGCAAUGAGUUGAUGCAACAGACCCUCAAAUUGUCCGUGACAUGUUACGUUAGUAACUUGUACUUGUCGGAUUUGUAGAACAUGUAGUAUACCUUCUACCAAAAUCUAAAAGCUCAAAGGAGGGUAAAUUCUUUAUCCAGACCC
Molecule: messenger RNA, 1049 nt
Organism: Aspergillus saccharolyticus JOP 1030-1
Lineage: Eukaryota; Fungi; Ascomycota; Eurotiomycetes; Eurotiales; Aspergillaceae
Product: ER membrane protein complex subunit 4
Exons: 3
Coding region: 263-829 (188 amino acids)
Biological process (GO): protein folding in endoplasmic reticulum
Cellular component (GO): EMC complex
Source: RefSeq, a predicted model, not a curated record